Messenger RNA from Aspergillus uvarum CBS 121591, 988 nucleotides. RefSeq lists its product as uncharacterized. The coding region runs from base 214 to 888 and encodes 224 amino acids. Lineage: Eukaryota; Fungi; Ascomycota; Eurotiomycetes; Eurotiales; Aspergillaceae. The transcript has a single exon. The record is from RefSeq and is a predicted model, not a curated record.
UGUGGAUUACUGAGAGGCUCGUGAUAUCUACAGUAACUUGGUUGUUAAUCGAGCAAACGUACCGCGGCAGACCACCUCGCGAAGAGCCCUGCUCGGAUAACUCGGUCCUUCUCCAGGCUGUACUGUAUAGUACCAAGCGUCAAGUUGACCGGUGACCAGUAAGUCAUGAACAAGACAACAAGUAAUCCCGCGAAGCAUCAAUAAGAACGAAGCAUGCUGGUCUGGGGAAAUAUCGCGCAAGUCGCCUCACUUCCUCCUCCCGCAGGAACGAUAGAGAGCUUCAUGUCAUGCGCGAUUUUACACGCGCAGGAGGAGCAGGAACAGCUUGAGGGCUGGCAGUGUCAGAUUCAACCUCAUUCUGACCGCAAGAGGGGCUGUGCGGGUAUUGAUUGUAAGUACAUAGUAAAGUUUUCGGUUCCUGCUCGCCUUCAUCUUGCCUUCUUCAUCAUCGUCAUCGUCAUUGUUACUUUCGUUUCCCCAGACCGAAUUCCACCACCCGUGCUUCGCUUCUUGGCACUUCCAACAAGGCUGUCGGGGAUUGAACAAGAGCGAAAUCGAUCGUUCUUUAGCGACAACAAGAAAAAGAAAACGAAAAAAAGAAGAAAAAAAAAAAAAAAAGGAAACCACAGAAAAAGUAACGCCCCGGGAAGCCCGUGCCGAACUGCGAGGGUAUUCCAUUCCCUCGUCAAUAAUUUCGAAGGGUUUUGCAGGUUGAACUUCGCACUGCAGUCUGUUCUCAGCUCUUAUCGCCAACCACCCACGAUCCAUCCCGAUCGAUUCGAUCUUUCCCCAUUCGCUCGCUGCGAUCACGUUCCUCCCGCCUUUCCCCAAGCUGCAUUUUACUUAGUAUCUGCAUCUCUUUUGCCCGAUGGCCCCGGGGUUCGAUGACUCCUGCACAAGGGCGGCUCGUGACAGCUGCGCUACAGUACAGACAUAGAGCGCAGUACUUUUGAUACUUUCUGUAUCUCCGGUCGACAUCAUCGGGAGG